CUUGAUUUUCUGGUCAUUUGCAGCAGAAGUAAUGAACUGUUACGGCAAUUAUAUAGUUGAUUUCUUUGAUCGCAAUAUGCAAGGAUAACUGUACUUGAUUAAGUAAUAGGCUUCAGUAGCUUAAUUGCAGGGAAGCCAUAAUGUGUUGACUGAUUAUAUCCUGGCAGGCUGUUGUAGCCACAAUUUGGUGAACAUCUUCUUGGCAAUCAAUAUGGCUAAUCUCGUGACGCCAAGUAGCAGCGAGUUAGUACCAACGGAGAAACCUGGCAAUCUAGGAAUUAAAAUUCUAUCAGUUUUCUUUGUGUGUUUGGGUUGCUUGUUUUUUGUUUACAUCUGUUUUAAGUUGGUGAUGUGGGUUAUAAAAAGAGGCAGAAAACGCUCAAAUAGAGAGAAAAUUACUGAAGGCUUCAACAAGGUAUGUGAUGGAUGUAGGAGAGUGAAGGAUCAUUGCAGUUGUAAAGAGGAAGAAAGCCAUGAGGUCAUCUCCGAAGACUCGACCUUCAAACAACCCAGGCCACAAUUUGAUAAUACUCUGAGUUUUAUCAAAGAAGAAGAAGACCACACGGAAGAGGGUUCUGUCAAAGAAGAUGACAACAAAAACGAACAAUUUGCCAAAGAAGAAGAAAACAUGGAAGCAUGUUUAUUAAAAAAGGAAGACAGCAAGGAAGAUGGUUUCAGUCAUAGCUAUGAACAGGUCAUUUCAGCUGAUUUUAACGAAGAUGACGUCAAAUCACCUGACGAUUCAGCAGUAGAGGAGUAGCAGGCAAGUAGAGCAGAGGGGGAUCUUAGCAGGUGACAACUACAAACUUUCAGAUAUUCUAAGAGAUGAGGGUACUCCCAAUGCAGAUAAUGAACUUAAAAUCUUUACAGAUAGUUUUGUUGUAGUACCAGUAUAAUAGAUUACACUAUCAUUAAUAAGCCCGGUACUACAUAAUAAUGUUUUCUGUGUGUGAAACUAACAAUAACAUUAGUAAAAUUAAAUAGAUAGAUAAUAAUUACUGAUCUAUUUAAGAUGAACAUAAAUAGAAAUGUUCUUUGACUCAAGCAUUUAUUAAAAUUCAAAUUUAUUGAACAACAUUUACACAUUUUUCAUUAAAAAUUAUUUUAAUAGUGCUUAUUCAAAUUAUGAAUGUUAUUGUAAUUACAUUGUUCUGUACUAUAUUAUUAUGAUUCAUAUUGAUAUUGUAUAAUCUGUCCUACAUAGUCAUGAGUUAAUAAUAGGCUUAUAACGAAAUAAAUGUUAUGUGAAUUGAAUGCUAAAUAAAUAAUAGAAAAUAGUAGCAAAA
Messenger RNA from Anneissia japonica, 1286 nucleotides. RefSeq lists its product as uncharacterized. The transcript is spliced from 5 exons. The coding region runs from base 212 to 760 and encodes 182 amino acids. The record is from RefSeq and is a predicted model, not a curated record. NCBI's taxonomy places the organism in Eukaryota, Metazoa, Echinodermata, Crinoidea, Comatulida, Comatulidae.